Molecule: messenger RNA, 2339 nt
Organism: Leptomonas pyrrhocoris
Lineage: Eukaryota; Euglenozoa; Kinetoplastea; Trypanosomatida; Trypanosomatidae
Product: putative mitochondrial folate/biopterin transporter
Exons: 1
Coding region: 609-2339 (576 amino acids)
Cellular component (GO): membrane
Source: RefSeq, a predicted model, not a curated record
AGAAAACAACUGACAGUAAAAGCCGCCUUAACAUCUUCUCUCUUUUCUGUUCUUCUUCUUUUUGAUUUGUUCUAAGCCGAAGUAAACUUGCCCGUUCUCUGUGUUCUCCCAUCAUCACAGUAACGUAAUCGCAGUGAGUACUCCCAAAUUCUUUUAUGGACUUUUCUUUUUUCUUCUUCUCAUUUUGGCAUUCGCGCAGCAGCUUCUCCUUUAUUCUUAACUACUAUUCCUAUUAGUAUUGCUAUUAUUAUUGAUUCGUCAUUAUUGAUUCUUCUCCACUUAUCUCUUCUUCAUUGCAUCUUUCAUCGGGUUCUCCCCUUCGAGAGACGUAAACGUACUGUAUACAACAUGUCGGAUGAAGGAGACCACACCGCCCGCGGAAGAGAGGACCCCACGCAGUCCAGGCCCGCUCCAGGGGGCGACUUUGCCCGCUACGUCCACCCCGAAGCGGCGGCCAUCUUUGCGAGGUGCCCGUGGGUGCGCCGCAUCCCCGUCUUCGGCGAGGCCACCGAGGGCUACGGCCCCAAGGCGGUGGUCUCGCUCUCAGCGGCUGCUACUUCCUGUGCAAGGGCAUCGCGGAUCAGAUUCUGCGUGGCCAGACCUUCGCCAUGAUGCGGAGCCGCUACCGCAUCUCAGUGGAGAAGUACCAGCGUCUCUCCCCCAUCUCGACGAUGGGCUGGUCCAUCAAGGCGUUCAGCGCCAUGAUGUGCGACGGCUUCGCCUUCCUCGGCUACACGAAGCGCUGGUACAUGUUCGUGUCGUGCGUGGCCGGUGCCGUGUUCGCGCUUGUGUACGGCCUGCUGCCCGCCAAGGCGAGCUCCGCCGAUACCGCUGCCGCCUUCAUCUUCCUGUCGUGCUACGGUAAGGCGAACGUGGACAUCCUGUCGGAGGGCCACUACAGCCGCCUCAUGCGCGGUAACCCCAAGCCCGGUCCCGCGCUGAUUGGUUGCAUAUGGUGGAUGAUUAUGGUCGGUGCAAUCAUUGCCACGGUGAUGAACGGUCCGCUGGCCGACCUGGGCAAGCCGCAGAUCAGCAUCUUCGUGUCUGCCGCCCUGCAGUUCCUCACAGCCUUCAUCUUCCUGUUCAACUGGUACGGCGAGAAGAAGAACCGCGUGCAGCGCUCCGAGGAUGCGCUGUACAUGCUGGAGGAGACCCGCAAGGAGCGCGAGCGGCUUGGCCUGGCGACGGGUGCGGACGACCUCGGUGUGAACGCGCCGGCCCCUGAAAAGAAGCCGUACCCGGAGCACUCCAGCGCGGAGGACGCGGAGGCGGCGGUGCAGGACGCGCUUGGGGACGAGCUCGUGCAGAGCCACUACAGCGAGGAGGACAACGGUGACGACGAGGCGGAGGUGUACUACGGUGAGCCGCCCGUUCCCUGCCUGUUCGGCGUCUUCGAGAUGAACAAGGAGGUGAUCUCGGACAACUGGCGCAUCUUUGCCUACUCGAUCGUCAUCACGUGUGCGGUGGUGGCCAUGCUGUGCGGCAACAUCCUGGCCGACACCCUCGGCCUGCUCAUCAUCUGCGUCGUCGUGUCGACCAUCUGCUGCUCCCUCUCCUUCUGGGCCCUGCCGUCCAUCAUCGCCCGCACAAAUGUUUUUGCCUACCUCAACACGGUGGUGUACAUCCACGCUGUGAGUCCGUUGCAGACCUUUUACAUGAACUCCAACAAAUGCAAAGGCGACUUUCCGAACUUCACCUUCACCUUCUAUAGCACGAUUGCAGGCGUCAUCGGCAACAUCGCUGGCCUGGUUGGUGUGGCCGCCUUCAAGUACCUCUUCUCCAAGCAGAACUACCAGGUGACGUACGUUGUGACGACGGUGUUGCAGGUGCUCGGUGCCAUCUUCGAUAUCAUCAUGGUGAAGCGGUGGAACGAGUACAUCGGCGUUCCGGACCACGCCAUGUACAUCUGGGGUGAUGCCGUUGUGCAGCAGAUCGUGUACAUGCUCGGCUUCAUGCCGCUUGUGGUCUUGAUGUCGCGCCUGUGCCCCCGCGGGUCGGAGAGCGUGGUGUACGCGCUGAUGGCCGGCUUCUCCAACCUCGGCCAGACCACGGCGUCGUCCAUUGCGGCCAUCAUCAUGGAGUACGGCUGGCCCGUCUUCGCGGAAAACGACAAGUGCAACUAUGAGAAUCUGCCGUGGCUGGUUUUCGUCUGCAGCGUCAUGACCCCGCUGCUGGCGAUCCCGCUGAGCUUCAUGCUGCCCAUCGCCCGCAUCAUCGAUGACGUCGACAUUGACGGUCAUGUGGUGCGCAAGCAGGUGGACGCGAAGGUGGUGGCAGCGGUGGACACCGACUCGCAGGAGCCGUUGUCCGCGACGGACGAGGCUACAGAGAAGCGCUGA